AUGCAUGUCUCGAUCGUGGACAAACUCGCCAGCCUUCGACAGGGCAUUCCCGUCCUCAGACUAGACUACCGCUACCCUGCCGAUAACAUGCCUUGCGUGGAAGAUGUGACGGCGGCAAUGGACCAUCUGGAUCAGAAUUAUUCUAUUCGCAAGUUCGUCUUGGUUGGCUGGUCACUCGGAGGCGCACCAGUCUUCACGGUGAGUGGGCGAGAGAAAGGGCGCGCGACAGUUGCAAGCCGAACGGCAAAGACUGGCGGGAUCAGGCAACUGAGCCCCAGGCAUCUUCUCUUGCUCCAUGGUACCGGCGAUCGGACGUUGAGCUGGUAUUGUUCCCAGAAUCUUUACGAAUUAUAUGGCGCGAAAGGGCAUCGGCAGUUGAAGCUCUUCGAGGGAGAUGAUCACGCGUUAACAUUAAAUGCGCUUAAGGCAGAGGAACUCCUGUGCGACUUCAUUGUGAAGUGCGCUGGGGUGAAGAUAGAUGACAAUCAGGAGGAGAAGGUCAUCCAGAAGCCAUGGUUGGACAGCAAGGAAAGGGUAGAACUGAUGAAGAAGGGCGGAGACCUCGAGGGUGAGAGCGUCGAGUAG
Molecule: messenger RNA, 585 nt
Organism: Cladophialophora psammophila CBS 110553
Lineage: Eukaryota; Fungi; Ascomycota; Eurotiomycetes; Chaetothyriales; Herpotrichiellaceae
Exons: 3
Coding region: 1-585 (194 amino acids)
Source: RefSeq, a predicted model, not a curated record